GGCGCGUGCUGCUCCGACUGGGAACGGGCCAGGCGUUGAUCGGUCCAAGCCUGUCCGGGCCAGCCUGUGCAGGAUGGGCCCCAAGAUCCGGCGUGUCGCCAAAUCCAGGCUGACCAGGAAGCCCGCCGCGAAGAAGCCCGCCGCGAAGGCGCCGUCGGCCAUCAGGGGCCUCGCGGGUUUCCGCAAGGGGUCCACCGAGUUCAGUGGUGCGGUGGACAGGGGCGUCGCGCGCCAGGACGCGGCGCUGGCGUCGCGCGCCCGCGUGCUGCCCAGCUUGGACGCGAGGCUGAUCUGCGUGGAGCCUGCUAGCGGCAGCGACCGGUACUAUUUCCGAGGCCGGAGUUUAUAUGGUGCCCGCUGGAAGGCCGAGGCGCUGCUACGCCUUCCAGCGCUGGGGCCGCACGGGGACCGGCGGGGUGUGCAGGCUGCAGGGCCCCAUGGAGCAGGCGCAGGUGGAGGCGCACCUGUUCCGGGUGUUCCAGGCGAAGACUGGGGCCGCGUGGGGCUCGCCCGAGCUGGCUGGCAGGGCGACGCCCGGCAAAUACUGGCCAGUGGCCGCCGCUGCGGCCGAUCCAGGAGCCCGCUGGGAAUUCUUCAGCGAGCCGGACGACAAACGCAGCAGAGGCGGCUGGCUCCCCUGCGACGCCGCGGCCGCGGGCCAGCUCGAGGAGCUCUACGCGGAGCACCGGGCCAGCAGGGCCGGCCCCAACCCGGUGGCCACGCGGUUCGUCGCCGCCGGCGACUUCGACUACCAGGUCGACUUUGACACGCUCACGCAGCGGAACGUCUCGACCAACGGGGCCCGGCAGAUCCGCCGGGUCCUGGACACCUCCGAAGCCACACCGCGCUUCUGCCGGGGCGCUGCUCCCAGGGGCCCUCCGACGGAGACCCUGCCAACACGAGGCGAUGGCAGCGCUGCGUGCGACCGGCAGGGGAGCUCCCGCAAGGGGCCCAGUUCGCUCGGCGACAUGGUUGCACUUGUGCGCGCUGGGGAGGUGCAGAGGCUGCCGGCAGCUGCACUGCGAGAAUGGCUGCGGAAGCACAACAUCUCUGCGACGGGUCACAAGGGCGACCUCAUGGACCGCGUCCGCAGCCUCGUCUGGUAGGGAGGCUGCACCCGCCUCUUGACGCAGAGGCUGCGCCGGAGCCUUCGGCGCAGGAGCUUCCUUGAGCUCGGCCCCUGCCUCGCCCUGUUCUAGCUGCGCGGCCGCCACUCCCAUCUCGAUCCACUCGUGUGCACUGCGCUGUUUUGUUUUGCCUCCUAACUUCUCGGCGCGCCCGGACCGCCAUGCCCUCCUGCCGCACCUCACGCGCUCGCCCUCCUUGGGCGGAGCCUAGGGCUGCGUGUGCACAACACGCGAGCCUGCUACCGUGCCGCCGGGCCUGAGGCCAGAAAAGACGGGUGGGG
This is a messenger RNA of Prorocentrum cordatum, 1408 nucleotides long. The record is from the annotation of a GenBank genome assembly. Lineage: Eukaryota; Dinophyceae; Prorocentrales; Prorocentraceae.